Lodderomyces elongisporus is the source of this 4281-nucleotide messenger RNA. RefSeq names its product Bud2p (gene BUD2). Lineage: Eukaryota; Fungi; Ascomycota; Pichiomycetes; Serinales; Debaryomycetaceae. Gene Ontology annotation, biological process: regulation of GTPase activity. The record is from RefSeq and is a predicted model, not a curated record. Bases 1 to 4281 code for a protein of 1426 amino acids. The transcript has a single exon.
AUGACUUUCCAAUCAGCAUUUCAUAAGAACAUAUACAACAAAAGAGGAACUUUUGAAGGGUCCAAUUUUCUAAUUUCAACUGAUUCGGUCAAUUGGCUACACGUCAAAUCACUCUCGAUUACAGAGUUGGGCCAGCUAUUUUCAACUGAUGAGCAAGAGAACCACUAUCUUCUACUACAAGCCUUGCAAUCUUGUUAUGUUCAAAUAUGUCCCAAUAGCCAAAGCCUAAACACGCAACGCCAACAACAACAGCCACAACUAGUACAUCUGCACCUGCAACAACUGUUGUCCACAUCGACCCUCAGUGGUCGAGAAUCUUCAACUAGCAGGAGGAGAAGUAGGGGUCUAGGUUCGAGAAAGAAUACGAAUAACAACAAGCUAUCGAGUGAUGGCAAUGCGAGUAACAAUACAGGUAACCCACCCGAAGAAGAUCCACCAAUAAUAUUUAUCAAAACCUUUGAAAACGACAAACUUUACAUCAAAGUAGCAUCAAAAGCAAACUUUGGAAACUUGAUCAGCACUUUGAUCGUAUGGCAGAAUUUAAAACCACAAGGAUUGGCCAAGAAAUGGUACAGUGAAAAUAAAGUAACCAACCAGAAAUCUUCAAGUUCUUCAUCUCCAUUAGACGGUGACAUUAGCUCAUCGCCACAUGAAUUAUUAGUAUGUCGGUUCAAGAUUUAUGGGCCAUUGCCAAACAAGUCCAAGAACUUGAACAUCAUCCCGGGACCAGUUGCCCCAAUCUAUCAGCCGAAAAUUGAUGAUCAUCUUUACAACAAAUGGGGUUCGGAGAAUCAUGCACAAUCUCCACAUGCAGACUACAAUAGAAACAAUAACAUCAACGAAGGGUGGUUCUAUACUAUGGGAGCACUCAAUUCCAAUGGUAUUUUGAACUUUAUCACGGAAUUAGAUGGAACCUUGUUGUACUCGAUUGAUAUCAAGAAAAUCUUUGCCAGCGAGAUUAGAGAAGUGCACAACUCUAUAUUCAAUAGUUCGAAUGUAUUGUUUAUUGGUCAAUUGAAUGAGUUGCGAUGCAACAAUGUUAUAAGGACAACUUCAGCAACGUCAAAUGCAGCGGCAUCAUCAACAUCAGGUGCAUCAUUAUCAUCUUCCUCAUCAACGUCAACACUUGGAGGUGUUGGUGGUGGCGUUGGUGGUGGUAGCAUAGGCGGUGGCGGUGGCGUUGGUGGUAGCAUCGUUGGUGGUGGUGGUGGCAGUGGUGUUAUUGGUGGUUUUGGAUCUGCCUCUAUGGCUGCUGAUCCAUUAUCUUCUAUAUUCCUCACUAGAGAUGGAAAAAUUAUACCAAGUAACAAUAGAAUAUUUAUCGAGUUUCCUCUCCAUAUCGAUUUGGAAGAUUGGUUUGUGGGGCUUAAUUAUUUUGCCAAGCGAGAGUAUAUUGGCUCCUUCAAUAAUGAGGCUAGACUAUUGACCAGUGAUAAAAAGAAGGGUGGUAUUAAUGCUGGUGCUGGUACCGGCAAAGAAGAAGAGUAUAUGCCUCCACCAAGGAUAUCAGAUUUCUCCAAAGCCAACUUUCGAGUUUCCAAGAAAGUCACAAUCGAUAUCAUUGAGGCCAAAUUUGAUCACUCGAGUCUAGCUGCUGCUACAAAAAGUGGAAGUACAGCCAUGGGAGGUGGCAAGAUAUACGCUGAAGUGAGAAUGUGGGGCUACCCUUGGUCAAGAACGGCCAUUGUCAACCAUACCUUGAACCCAUUUUGGAAGGAAGAAUUCCUGACAAACUUGCCAAUCUCGACCCAAAUGAUACAUAUCAUUAUCAAAAAAUGUGCGUAUAACGAUGGUACUUCAUACUCAGCCAAUGACAAAGUUAUUGGAACCGUUUAUGUUACACCUGAUAUUUUGACUAAGCACAUCAAGACAAGCUCGACCAUCAUGACGGCACACGAGUCGAAUGGUAUACAAGUUAACAACUCAAUCCCUUUAGCCAAUAGCAGCCUGAACAAUGGUUUAAACAAUGGCUUAAACUCUGCACUUACCAACAACGGUGCUAGUACUUUAGAUAUUGUCAGACUUACGAUUUAUGAUCCAAGUAAUAUUCCUAUUGGGAAACUAUUACUACAAGUUAAUUUGAAAGAAUUUCAUAUCCUUUCAAGCCCCAAUUUUAAAAGCCUUGAAUUUCUUCUCAAGAAUGGGCCUAUUGACCAGUUGGUGAAUUUUUUCAACGAAAAUGUUGCCGCAUCGGAGUUUGAAAGAAUUAGUGUAAUUUUGCUAGAUAUUUUUCAAUGUCUACAUCAAGAAGAACGGUUUUUUAAAACUUUGAUGGAAAUGUCACUCUCAUCGUUGGGGAACAAGUUGGCAACUCAGUCCAAGUCCACAUCACAGAACAAUGUAUUUAAUACAUUGUUUCGAGGCUCGUCGAUUUUCUCCAAGGCAUUGGAAAGGUACAAUAUACGUAUUGGACAAGAGUAUUUGGAAAAAGUGUUUGGUGAUUUUUUUGCCAAGAUAAAUAAAGAAUGCAAGAAUUGUGAGGUUGAUCCUCGAUACGUCAAGAUCCAAGAAAGAGCUGCUCGUAAAGGACUUUUGAACAAGGAUAAUGAUUUGACUGAUUUGGAUGAUUUGUGUGGCUCAAGCGAUGAUGAUGAUGAUGAUGAUGGUGAUGGUAAUGGAAAUGGUUAUGACUCAGAGUUGGAACGUGAAAAGGAUGAGAGGAUUAAGAAAAUGGUUGAAGAUAACUAUCAAAACUUGUAUGGGUAUGCCGAGGAGAUUUGGCACAAGAUUUACAUUACGUCCAAUGAUAUACCUGAACAAAUUAAGUUGCAGCUAAAGAAUUUCAGAACCAAGGUUGAGUUAGUAUGUGAACCAAAUGAUAAAGUGACGAGUUUAAACUGUAUUAGUGCAUUUAUUUUCCUUCGAUUCUUUUGUCCUGCAAUUUUGAAUCCGAAAUUGUUUUACUUGACAAAGAAUCAUCAAACGGGUAGUACGCAAAGGACAUUGACUUUGAUUGCCAAGAUAUUGCUUAAUUUGGCCAACAGACAGGAGUUUAGUCCACACAAAGAGCCACAUUUGGUCAAGAUGAAUUCAUUUUUGAGGAAGCAUCAAAGUGAAGUAUAUGAUUACUUUGAUAAGAUUACUGGCAGAAAGAAUGAUUUCAAUGAAAAAAUUCUUGAUUUGAGUCAUGAAGUCAAGAGGUUUGAUCUUGGAUUGGAUGAGACCUCGAAUGAAUUGCCAACCACGCCGUACCUUAUUGAUAAGUAUUUGAGAUUGACUGAGUUGGUGCAUUUGUUGAACUAUAAUACUGUUGCUGCACAAAAGAUAUUGAAUGAAAGUGCAAAUGCGAGCCAAAUGGGAACGCCAUUUGCCAGUCCACUGAAGAAUAUUGAGCCUACUUCGACCAAGACAAAUCACACAGUGUCUAGUGUGUCGUCUCACGCACACUCACAAUUGUCAGAACUUGAUCCAAUAAAAUUUGGAGAUGCAGAUGAUAACGUUGGUGGUGUAGGUGGCGAAGGUGGCGAAGGUGGCUAUGGAGAAGUUGAUUUUCACCUUGGCAACUUGAGUGCUCUGCCGCCGCCAAAUGAGAAUGUCUAUCAAAUUGGCUCCUUGGAGUUUGAGAAACUGGAGUUCUUGGAUCUUGCUGGUGAUAAAGAAACUGAAGGGUUUAUUAAAUCAUUAUGUAAUGGCAAUGAAGAGAUUUUUUCAUUCAUCAACAUCAAUAUUUCGCUCAAGGACAUUCAAAUGCAAAGCACAAAGAUAAUGAAUAAGAUUAAUGAUUUGGAAACUUAUUUGGAGAAUUAUGAGUUUCCGUCGAAUUACACUUCAAGUAAAACGGUUGGGGACUUGUUGUGGGGCACAUUUACUGAUGAUGUGUUGGACAGAGCAUGUUUGGAUUUGACGCGAAACGUCAUUGUUUCGUUGGACUAUAAUCCGGUGAGUUUAUUUGGUGGUGGUGGUGGUGGUAAUGGUGGCACAAACUCUGGUUCUAAUAGUGGUGGUAAUGGUGCGAGUGGUGAUGGCUCACUACAUCGUAACCACCAUUAUCAUCAUCACCAUCAUUAUGGGAAUCCAAAUUACAAGUUUAUUGUGGAUGAUAAUGCACUCACUUUGCUUAAAUUGAAGUUUCCCGAGAAUAGUGGUACAGGGUAUGGUGUUGGGCAUAGACAAACAGCAUCUAUUUCUAGCUUAACAUUGAGUAGUAAGGCGAGUGGAAGAAGUGGGAGAGGAGUAGGGAUUGCAAGAAGUGAUGAUAGUUCGACAAACUUUAAUAAUGGAAGCAACGGGCUGGAUCGGAUGAGAGACACAUUGAAGAAAUGGCUCGGUAGAGGAAGAUGA